GCUUGAGUUUGUUGCACGGGCAGUGGAGCAGAGGUGUAACCGAUCCCAGCUGCUGCCGUGAGGGAAUGAGAGCUAUUCCCGUCCCCCGUGGGUUGGUCACGUGUCCUUGGGGAGCUUUUAGUUUGGGGACCACGUCGGGAGGAAGAGGGAGCGCAGCGUUGGUUGCGCACAGCCGAGUUGGACAGCAACAUCCUUAACAAGCGUUAAUGGUCCGGCGGUAGAUCAAGCAGAUCAGUUUUGUUUUGGGGCGUUGUCAUACACACUCCACACUUGGUGUGUGAAACACAGAUCCGUCACCGGCAACUGUCAGCGUGUGUGAUCCCUCAGUCACUGACUCGUCAAAACUUCUGCGCUUCCCAACUGUGAUCUUUACUGCGAGCGUCACACAUUGUUGCCAUCCACUGCUACAAGUCGACACACACGGAGCUGUCACGGCGGACCGAGUCCAUCAACGUCCACAGCGGUGCUGCUCAUCGCUAACUAGGCUGCCUCUGAGCCCACAGGUAACCGGCCAGCUUCUGUGGGAUUUGAUGUCACCUUUAGAUUGGUUCAACUGAAGAUGGAAACACUGGAGUCUGAGCUGACCUGCCCGAUCUGCCUGGAGUUGUUUGAAGAUCCUCUGCUCUUGCCCUGUGCCCACAGUCUGUGCUUUAACUGUGCCCACCGCAUCCUGGUGUCUCACUGCUCCACCAGCAAGCCCCUCGAAUCUAUCUCAGCUUUUCAGUGCCCGACCUGUCGCUACGUCAUCACGCUGAAUCACCGCGGCCUGGAGGGCCUUAAGCGCAAUGUGACGCUGCAGAACAUCAUUGAUCGCUUUCAAAAGGCCUCCCUUAGCGGCCCCAACUCCCCCACUGAGAGCCGGCGCCUGCAGCCGCAGCGGCCCUACACCGCCACCAUUAGUGGUACAAUAGCUGGAACAAUUGGCGGCGGUGGUGGUGGCACAAGUGGAAGUAGCGCCCGCGGCAGCCCGGCCACUUCCAGCCACUCCCACCCGCACGCCAACCACACCAAUCACGUCAACCACACCAACGCAAACCACAGCCCGGCUGUUGUUGCUAAAAUGGAUCCACGCAUAAGCUGCCAGUUCUGUGAGCAGGAUCCGCCGCGCGAGGCCGUCAAGACGUGUGUCACGUGCGAGGUAUCGUACUGCGACCGAUGCCUGCGCGCUACACAUCCUAAUAAGAAGCCGUUCACCAGCCACCGCCUGGUGGAGCCUGUUCCAGACACUCACAUCCGCGGCCUGACUUGUCUGGAGCAUGAGAAUGAGAAGGUCAACAUGUACUGCUUGGUGGACGACCAGCUCAUUUGUGCCCUCUGCAAGCUGGUUGGGCGCCACCGAGAGCACCAAGUGUCCUCACUCACCGAACGCUUUGACAAGCUCAAGGCUUAUCAGGUGAGCCCGGGCAGAGUGUCAGAUGCGGUAAUGGAGGCUUCAAAGACAAGCGCUGCGCAAACACUGGAGAACAACCUGACCAACCUGGUGAAGAGGAACAGUGAACUCGAAAACCAGAUGGCAAAACUCAUCCAGAUCUGCCAACAGGUUGAGGUGAACACAGCCAUGCAUGAAGCUAAGCUGGUGGAGGAGUGCGAUGAGCUCGUGGAGAUCAUUCGGCAGAGAAAGCAGGUCAUCGCUGUGAAGAUCAAAGAGUCCAAGGUGAUGAAAUUGCGUAAGCUGGCUCAACAGAUUGCAAACUGUCGUCAGUGUCUGGAGCGCUCCAGCGCCCUCAUCACGCAGGCCGAACAGAGCCUGAAGGAGAACGACCACGCCCGCUUCCUCCAGACCGCCCGAAAUGUAGCAGAGAGGGUUGCCAUGGCGACGGCCUCCUCCCAGGUACUCAUCCCUGAUGUAAACCUGAAUGAGGCGUUUGACAACUUUGCCCUGGAUUUCUCCAGAGAGAAGAAGAUUUUAGAAGGACUAGAUUACCUAACAGCUCCCAACCCGCCAUCCAUAAGAGACGAGCUGUGCACCGCCUCCCAUGACACCAUCACUGUUCACUGGACAUCCGAGGACGAGUUCAGUGUCACCUCCUACGAGCUGCAGUACACCAUUUACACUGGCCAGACAAAUUUUAUCAGUUUGUACAACUCGGCAGACAGCUGGAUGAUCGUACCUAACAUCAAGCAGAACCACUACACGGUGCACGGCUUGCAGAGUGGCACCCGUUAUAUCUUCUUUGUCAAGGCUAUCAACCAGGCAGGAAGCCGCAACAGUGAGCCAGCCCGCCUCAAAACCAACAGUCAACCCUUCAAGUUGGACCCGAAGACGGCCCACAAGAAGCUUCGUCUGUCCAACGACUGCCUGACCAUGGAGAAGGACGAGAGCUCACUAAAGAAGAGCCACACCCCUGAGCGUUUUAGUGGCACGGGCUCCUAUGGAGCAGCUGGUAAUGUGUUCAUUGACAGCGGGUGCCACUACUGGGAGGUGCUGCUGGGAGCGUCCACAUGGUAUGCCAUUGGCGUGGCUUACAAAUCAGCCCCAAAAAACGAAUGGAGCGGCAAGAACUCAUCCUCAUGGGUCUUCUCGCGCUGCAACAACAACUUUAUGGUGCGCCACGACGGCAAGGAGAUGCUGGUGGAAGCAAGCCUGCAGCUGAGGCGGCUGGGUGUCCUGCUGGACUAUGACAACAAUUCACUGUCUUUCUAUGAUGCCAUGAACUCCCAACACAUUCACACCUUUGAAAUCUCCUUCCUCCUGCCCGUUGUACCUACUUUCAUGAUCUGGAACAAGUCAGUCAUGAUACUCUCAGGGCUACCCGUCCCCGACUUUGUCGAUGGUUUGGCCUCAGAUCUUCAAGAGCAGCAACAGCAGCAGAUGGGCCUGUGCCGACAAGAGUCGCCAUACUUGACCGGAAUGAAGACCUGCCACUGAGAAAGGCCCACCGACGGCCUAUCAGAGUCCAUUCAGGCCCGGUGACUGAAAGGCUGACUGGGGGCUGAAAGACACUGACAGAGUGACUGAGUUCUGCUCUAAUCUUCAUUACGAGUGGACUAGUUACUUUUUUAUGGAUUAUAGGAAGUGAUGGAAACGUGCACACGAGUCUGGAAAAAUGUUGUUAGUUUGUAGUCAUCCAACGCUUUGCAAGUCCAUCAGUUAAUGGGAAACUAAUGGUUAAUGGUCUGUUGACUGUUAACGUCAGUGGAUGUCAAACUCAUCUGAUGCCCUGGAGUCACUGAGAAAGAGAGCUUUUUUGGUCUGUCAUUGGGUAGCGCAGGACUCUUGGUUUUCCUGACCAUUUAAGGUCUUCCUUUUUGAUUUAUUUUCCUCUUGAUUUGACCCUAGGCAGAAGAUCAAGGAGGAGAAUGUUCUCUCCAUUUAGAGUUUGAAGUACAACAUUUGAACAGCGACAUUCCUAAAUGUCUCACCUGCGGUAGAUUAAAACAAACACAGCAAAAGCGGAGGCAGCAGAAAAUGAAAAUAAAAAAUCUGAUGAAAUGAUCUUAAUUAAGUGUUAAAGGAUUAGUUUGGUAUUUUUAAUUUUGGUAUUUGCUUUCUUGGCAAGAGUCAGAAAGUGAACAAGCGUAUGUCUCAAAACAUUUAUUAAGUUAAAUGUGUAAAUAUGUCUGCUUUGAGUUUUUACUGUGUGAGUUAGAUGCUACCACCUUGCUAACACAAAUACAUGCUAGCUGUGGGAUUUUUGUGUUGCAUCACAGCACGGGAAGCGUUAAAAAAAUCCUCUGGUGUCACUGUUCAUGUGUUGCACCCACAGUCGCUGUAAGUGGUCGUUGUUGAUGUCUUUUCCUUGGUCUUCCUCCUAGAUUUGACCCAGCAGCUUCCAAGUUUCAGGAAGUGUUAACGUUGCUCCCAGAUAUUGACAAGGUCACAGGGGGAAGAUUUGCAUCAUGUGACUACUCCAAUUGUAUAAUAAGAGGUUUAUUGAAAACUACAGGAAAAGGUGUUAUUUAUGAGAAAAAAGAUGGUUUACUUUUAUUAUUAAUCUCAACAUAUUCAUGCACUUUUUAAUUAGCACUAUUUCCCCUCUGUGAGUAUUUGAAUAGAUGGAGCUGAGUGGCAGGGUUGUAAUGGGGAGAGGAAGUGACAACUAGCACUAUGGUUGUGUUUAGUCAUAUUUACAAAAUAAUUUAUGAUCAGUAAUUAAUGAUGGUAACUAGAUAUUACAUACACAUGUUUAUUGCAAUAAACACUGUUAAAACUUUUUUUGUUUUGUUUUGCAAACACCUAAUCUGGUCAUUCAAAGCACUUUGCAAUAAAACAGAAAUCUCUGCUGUAAAGUUGAAAAGGUUUUUUCUCUCUGUGCUUUGAACACAACCAGCGGCUUUCCCUCCCCAUUGGUCUCUUCAAUAGCAUAUAAUAAUAAAUAAAGGGAUAUGAUUAUGAUGAUGUUUAUGCGAUUUUAAUCACAAUGAAACGAUGAUAAACUAAUAGCUGUUUAAAAAAAAAAGAGUUCACUCUGUUUUCGACUAUUUCAGGGAAGGGGGCGGUUAACACUUUAACUUGCUGUCUGUCGCAAUGUCAUGGCAUGAUUGUGUUUUCCUCUGUGAUUUGUUAACGCACACACACAUGCACAUACACUCACACACACACACGCACACCAACACACGUCAUGUUUCGUUUAGGUUGGCCUCGUCGUGAUAAAUGCAUGAUACAUUGUAGGAUCCCACAAUGGUUCACUGGGUAAUUUUAAGUAGCUCUUUCACCUUCAUCAAAUCUCAGUUUCAUCACUCACCUGAAUAUUUGCUUACAACAGACUUGACUUUGAACUCUGUCUUUCACCCAUCACUCAAAUAACAGCUGUACCUCCAUUGUUUGCUUAUUAUUUGGUUUUGAAGGUGUAGUGUGGGUGGCAGUUUCUCUCUGGUUUGAUAUUCAGGUAGCGUCGCUGACUCCGACAAUCAAAUAUGUAUCACAGUUUAUGCAGAUUUAAGAGGUUGUGUAAAGAGGGAUUGUGAUAAAGUGACACUUGAGGUUGUGUUGACACAGGCAGAUGAUUUGCAUACCAUCGUGUUAGAUUUGACAUGAAAACCUUGACACUUUAUGGCCAUUUUUACUCUCUUCACACAUCACCAGGUAUGUACUUGAUCUUGAAUGUUAUGUAACAUUUUGUAUUGGCAGGCUAUGAUUUGCUUGACUUGAUAAAACAGACAUACCCUGCAAACACACACUGAUUUCUAUCAAUUCCUAGUAGCCUUGGUUACUUAUUAACACAUCAAAGCAAAGAUCCAGUGAAAACGCUCAGCUAUGGAAAGAAAGUUAGAAUCUGACAUGUCAUGGCCUCCCAGUGUACCUUUCAACCUGCAGUGUUUAAUUAAGGCAACUCUGUAACACAUCCGUCACGACUGAUGUUUUGAUUGCCUGAGUGCAACUUGACGACAGAGAGAAUCCACUGGUCAAAGAGAGCACAGUGGGAGCUCCAAUAUGAGGGGAGGGUUAUUUUUUCUGCCAGGGAGAUUAGUGAAUGUUACCUGACUUCCAGAUAUCCACCCAUCUUGUUGAAUAAUGUCGGUCACAGCCGCGAAACGGCCACGUGUUGAUUUGUGAUCCGGACUGACAAGCUCAACCCAUCUGUGCAAGUGUGCUUGGCUGGGUCACUGCAUGAUUAUGUGACCCUGCUGCAGGUUUCAUAACUCUUUCCUUAUCUUCAUGAUGAGGUUUCUUAUCUCGAGUCAAACAUAUUCUCUCUUUUUUCCCCAAAAAAAGAAAAAAAAAAAAAAACAAGACAAGAAAUGUUCAUUGCCAUGCAUAUCAGAUCGUUUGCAGUGCUCUUUCUUUCUUUGUGUCACAAGUCAAUACAGUAAAAUAUAUACAGUGAAUGAUUUUCAAUAGCUACCCACUCCUCGUAGUGCAGUGUAAUACCCUAGAGACAAUGCAAUAGAUUCUCCUUUUUGCUUUUCUGUUUGUGUAAAUUAUUUUUUACGACUCAAAGAGAAACACGCUCCUCUCCUUUUGGCAUUUGGACCUUGACAAACAGCACAAAAAGAGCAGCUUUGCUUUCAUGCAAGGCUUCCUGUUUCCAUAGAUAUAAUUUUAGCCAGAGAGGAAUGUAAAUCAUAGGGGGAAAUAUAUAUUAUAUAAAGUUGUAUAAUAUACAAAAUAUAUAUGAACCAAUGUUAUUUAUGUGAAUUUAAGUCCAAUUAAAAGUCUGAUCCCAGA
This is a messenger RNA of Seriola aureovittata, 6109 nucleotides long. It is a transcript of the gene mid2, whose product is annotated as midline 2. The transcript is spliced from 12 exons. The record is from RefSeq and is a predicted model, not a curated record. Bases 560 to 2869 code for a protein of 769 amino acids. NCBI's taxonomy places the organism in Eukaryota, Metazoa, Chordata, Actinopteri, Carangiformes, Carangidae. Gene Ontology annotation, molecular function: protein binding; zinc ion binding.